This is a messenger RNA of Striga hermonthica, 1011 nucleotides long. NCBI's taxonomy places the organism in Eukaryota, Viridiplantae, Streptophyta, Magnoliopsida, Lamiales, Orobanchaceae. The record is from the annotation of a GenBank genome assembly.
AUGCGAGCAAACCGAGAGGUCCGAUACCAAAAAGAAAUCAUGGGUGUGGAAGCAUUUUCGGUGGUGAAGAAGCCACUGAUGAGUAGAAACGAGGAGGGGAUAAUGAUCCAAGUUGGCUUAACCAACCGAGCUCAAUGCAGACAAGCAUUUGAUAUAUUGGCUGAAGAAGAAGACACUAAGUAUAAAAGUUAUUUUGAUGAGGAUGAUGAGGAAAAUGAGGAAGAUGGAGAAGAUGUUCUAGGGAUUGAGUUUGGAAAUGAACCUGUGGAACCUAUAGCGGGUCAAGGGACUGAUAUAAUUAGAAGAAAGAAAGAUAAAGAAGUGAGAGGGAAGAAAGUGGGGCCUCCAACUGAUGAUGAUUGGGAAAAAGUUGCUGCAUUUGUGAAGUUUAUGAGAGUGUUUUUUGAUGUCACUUUGAAUAUUAGUGCUUCAAGCAAACCUACUGCUCGCAAACCAUUUAAUGAUAUUGUUUCAUUAAAAUGUGAGAUUGAAGAGAUUUUUGAUGCCCCAAUCACAAACCACAACACAAAUUAUGAGAAAACAUUGUUCAACAUGUCAGUCCAAAUGAGGAGCAAGUACAACAAGUACUUUGAUUCACUAGAUGAUGUGAAUGAGCUCAUGUUUGUAACUUUGGUGCUAGACUCUAGGUUCAAGCUAAGGUAUUUCACUAGGGUCCUUGAGAGGAUGUUGAAUUAUGAUGUCUUUACUGUAAAGGUAAGGAAAAGAAGGUUGAAAGAGUUGAUUGUUACUCUCACUGACUUGUAUGCUUCAAUGAAUGUUGUUCAAAGUUCUAGCACAAAAAAGGCAGAUGGUGAUGAAACUGGGAGUGGAAGCAGUUGUUCUUCAAACAAACUGACAGAGAAGAAAGCAAAAAUGAUGGAAGAUUGGAAAAAAGACCUUGAAGAUGUUGAUGUUGUUAUAGUUGCUCAUGAGAUUGACAGAUACCUACUUGAUCCAAUUGAGAAACUAGGUCCAGGAGUUGAUUUUAUAUUUUGUCAUGGUGGAAGCUAA